Messenger RNA from Aquila chrysaetos chrysaetos, 5283 nucleotides. It is a transcript of the gene CTTNBP2NL, whose product is annotated as CTTNBP2 N-terminal like. The record is from RefSeq and is a predicted model, not a curated record. The coding region runs from base 722 to 2641 and encodes 639 amino acids. The transcript is spliced from 6 exons. NCBI's taxonomy places the organism in Eukaryota, Metazoa, Chordata, Aves, Accipitriformes, Accipitridae.
GGAAUUAGAUGAUAGGCUUUGUUCCAAGAUCUCAAAGAAAACUUCUCCUUUUUAGUUCUGGCUUAUAACGCCACAAAACUAAUAUAACUUGGUGAGUAUCUGGCAAAAAAAGCUGUUGCUAUUUCCCAUCAGUACUGAUUCAGUCUUAGUACCUGUGAAUUUAGUCUGAGCAAGGACUGAGAUGGUUUUGAAAUUAAGCCGUGCAUCUCCUGAGCAGAUGUUCGGGUGUUCCGGAUUUAAAACCUGCCCAGGGAAGUGAUGCAGCUCAGACUUAAGUACUGACAUAAACAUGGUAACUGUUAAAGUCUAAAAUCAGGCCCGCUCUUUUCUCACCCUGUAUGCCUACUUAUUUAUGUUUUAGCAUUAAUUUGCUGCUUCUAUCGCACUCUCUCCCUUUUUAUGUAAGGUGAACAAGUUGUAAGUAACACUCCUUCCAUGAGAUCUCAGCUAGCCAGGCUCCCUGUGGUGAUGGAACAGUCAGCAGACGUACCCGAAGCUGAGGGAGAUGGUCAGGUUCAUGUCCUGCACAAGGCUCUGUAAAGGUCUGUCGGCUGAUCUGAAAGCGUAGCUCUUGCUCAACAGUGACCAACACUGCCCUGGCCCACCGGAGUGUGAUUUGAGUCAAUACAUUUGUGUAGGUGGCCCAGUUUGGACUGCAUUCAUCACAGCUCUUCAGUCUCGUUUCAGUGAUGUUUGCAGCUGUGUAAUCCAGGUUUUCAGGAUGAAUCUGGAAAAACUCAGCAAACCAGAACUACUGACACUAUUUAGCAUUCUUGAAGGAGAAUUAGAAGCAAGGGAUCUUGUCAUAGAAGCCUUAAAGGCCCAGCAUAGAGACACGUUCAUUGAAGAGCGCUAUGGGAAGUACAACAUCAGUGAUCCAUUAAUGGCUUUGCAGAGAGAUUUUGAGACCCUGAAAGAGGGGAAUCAUGGUGAAAAGCAACCAGUAUGCUCCAAUCCGUUAUCUAUUUUGAAAGUGGUAAUGAAACAUUGCAAGAACAUGCAGGAAAGAAUGUUAUCCCAACUAGCUGCUGCAGAAAGCAGGCACAGAAAGGUGAUACUGGACCUGGAGGAAGAGAGACAGCGGCACGCCCAGGACACGGCAGAGGGGGAUGAUGUCACCUACAUGCUGGAGAAGGAGCGGGAGCGGCUCACCCAGCAGUUGGAGUUUGAAAAAUCCCAAGUGAAAAAAUUUGAAAAAGAACAGAAGAAGCUGUCAAGCCAGUUGGAGGAGGAAAGGGCACGCCACAAGCAACUGUCUUCCAUGCUUGUAGUGGAGUGCAAGAAAGCCACUGCCAAAGCAGCUGAAGAAGGGCAGAAGACAGCAGAAUUGAGCUUGAAAUUGGAAAAAGAGAAGAGUAAGGUGAGUAAACUGGAAGAGGAGCUGGCAUCCAAGAGGAAGCGGGGUUUACAGAUGGAAGCACAAGUAGAAAAGCAGCUCUCAGAGUUUGACAUUGAAAGAGAACAGCUGAAAGCCAAGCUGAACAGAGAAGAAAACCGUACAAAAGCACUCAAAGAAGAGGUAGAAUGUCUGAAGAAAGCCCUGAAAGAGCUGGAGGCUUCUUGCCAGGAGCACAGUCCUACUGAGCCUUUGCAGCCAAGCCCCUCGGUGAUGUCCAGAGGUGUUGCAACUGACAGUCCCACAGUGAAGUCUGUGUCUUGCCAGACAGAGUGUCUGCAUGCAGACCGAGCAAAUCCUGCCAGCACAAGCAAAGCUGUACACACCACGUUUCCCAGCCCUACUACACCUACUCAUUCCUAUGCAAAAUCCAAUGGUCAUUGUGAUACAGACAUGCAGAUGGGUAGUGAGCUACUGCAGACAAAUGCAGCAGAGAACCAAGUUCAAAAAGAGAAAUCAGCUGGUGCAGCCUCGGAAAAUGCAGUUGAGAAUGGAAGUUCUCCUGUAAGAAUGGAGUCCCCUGUGCAUCUGAUGUCCCAGCUCCCUUCUAGUGGGGUCUCCCUGUCUCCCAGCGGCACAGCUGCCUCCUCUCUAACAUCUUCUCCCUGUUCCUCACCAGUUCUGACUAAACGCUUAGUGGGAGCUUCAGCAAGCAGCCCCGGUUACCAGUCAUCCUACCAGGUGGGGAUCAAUCAACGUUUCCAUGCAGCUCGGCACAAGUUUCAGUCUCAAGCUGAACAGGACCAUCAGUCAAGUGGUCUGCAGAGCCCACCGUCACGGGAUUUGUCUCCUACUCUAGCAGAUAACUCUGCUGCCAAGCAGUUGGCCCGCAAUACAGUCACUCAGGUCCUUUCCAGAUUUACCAGCCAGCAGGGGCCUAUUAAACCUGUCUCCCCUAACAGCUCACCUUUUGGCACGGACUAUCGAAAUCUGGCAAAUGCUGUGAGCCCCAAAAAUGAAUCUGGUCACUCUCCAAGCCCUGGCAAGGUUUCCAGUCCACUAAGCCCGCUGUCUCCUGGAAUUAAGUCACCAACCAUUCCUAGAGCAGAAAGAGGGAACCCUCCACCCAUUCCUCCAAAGAAACCCGGCCUUGCUCAGUCACCUGCUGCUCCUACUCCACUAACCAAAACCUCUUCCCAGGCAUCCUCUCUGGGUGCCCCCAUGGACGUGGCAAGUAGCUGCUCUAACAAUACUGUAGUGUCAAAUGGCAAAGACAUUGAGAUACUCCUGCCAACUAGCAGCUAGUCUCCAGAAAAUGUGAAUGUGACAUUCCAUGGCUUAGCAUCCUAGAGCUAAGACACUGUUUUUCCACUCCAUGUUAUUUAUUUCCAUAGUAGCAGAUUCUGUCUGUAUAAAGCAUUUAGUAUAUUUUUUUCUUUUUUGAAUAGGUAGGAAAAUAUUUUUGUUUAUGAAGAAACCUUAACUACAGCUAUACAGUAGCCUCAAAAUGUCUCAUGGCAACAGUCAAAUCAUUAGAGAUAACAAGAACCAUAAUCAUGUGGUGGGACCUAACUAUCAAACUCUAAUGGGACUGGAAUGCUACUUUUAAAUUAUGCAGAAAUAACUUUUGCAGACUUUUUACUCCAGAUGAACAUUUUAUAAAAAGUGCCUGAACUAAGCCUGCAAUAUGAAUGUGAUUCUCCGAAAAAGGUGAGGAGGGGGACCAUCUAGCUGCAGAGACAAAUUCUUCUGUGAGUCCUGAAUGUUGAAAUCAACACUGUUUUUAAUUCUUUCCAUUUGCUAAAAUAAGUUAGCAAAUGUGCUUACAAAUUCUGUAAGGUGACCACCAGACUGAAGCAGCCAGCCAGACUUUAUCCUUUAGGACAUAGCUCCUAGCUAUUUGAGGAAGCACACAUAAGUUUCUUGGGGUAAAAUUUAGCUAUAAUACAAUCCAGAUUACUUUUCUGUCGGUGUUCAUUGUCCAUGUAGUUCUUUUUGCUUUCCUGUAACACAUUCUGCAGAGAUGCCUGUGUGCUUUAAAUGGCUAAACUCUGGUUUCUGGUGUGUCACCUUGAAUUUUCAAGCUCUUCAAGCAUUCUACUGUUGUGUGUAGAACUUCUGAGAAAAGGAUCUUGCUAUUACUUGACAAAGAUCUCGCUAUUACUUGAAAAAAAAAUCACUAGUCCAUAUGAUACAGGUUUUUUUGCAGCAGUAACAUGGGAUUUUCUACUAUAAACAAAAGCAAUAAUUUUGUUCGUCAUCUCUAUCAGUUGUGUGUCUGGCUGACCUGGAUUUUACCCACUAGUUAGCUAUGGGAUCUUGCUGGCUUUCCUUGGCUGCAAAUACGGAACCAAAUCAUCACUGUCGUGUAAUUGAGUACAUAUGUAUGUGUAAGUACUUUCACAGACAUACAUACUGAAUACACAAUGUAUUAGGAAAGUCUUUAUCUGUUCUUGAUGUUCUGCCUAAUAUGAAGAAAAUGUGGGAAUUCAUUGAAGUUAAAAAACAUCACUUAGUAAGGAAUUGCCUGAGUUUGAGGCAAAUCACGUGUGAAAAAUUAUUUGGGCCCAAGAGGGGAGAAGCAACUGACUUCUGUGCAGAAAUGUUUGCUGUAAGAAGUGUAGUCCUCGCUGCAGUCGUGCUGCGUGUGCUGCCCAUCGUUCAGCAGCACAGCGCGGUUGGUUUUCUGAGUCACUGCGGAGAGAAAUAGAAGACAAACACACCACAGAACAGUGGCAGAGGCUGAGAGCACAACCCUGAGUUAAUUAUCUCAGGUGUUGUGUGUGAACUGAUCCUAAAUUUAGAAACUGGACUUGCUGCUCGGUGUCAGUCAAUGAUCAGCAUUUCCGUCUGCAGCAGUGUCACAUUUACGCAGAGCACAGCUUCCCACUGCCAGAGACGCUUUCUCCUAUGUCAUUUUUCAAUAUUUAAUUAGACAAAAUACAUCCACCUUUAUUGUCGGAAGGAUCCCUGCGGCAGCUGGGAGGAUGCACUACUGUACAUGACCUGAUAGGUUCCUUCUAGCUUUGAGUCUGGUUUUGUAGGACAUCAGAGCUCUUGUGCUGCUUUGAAGUGGCUGUUGUCUGAAGUGACCCGGCUGUUCUCUCCUGCACAGCCAUGGCAGGUAUUUAGACUAGAACAAGAGGUUUUUACAGACCUUUCAGCAGCCUUUUAAAUUGUGGUAUUAUGUGCUAUUGUUCCUAAUCUGGUGGAACAGGCUGUGUACUAACAGUAGGGAGACAGAGACAGCCUAGAGAUAAAUGGGCAGUGACUCCUUUGGAAGCACAUUUAUUACUUUUUUAACUUUUAAGUAUCCACAGCAGAUUUUUUCCUCUUGAUGAGAGUAAUUGUAAAAACUGAUGGGCAGAUGGAUUUUUGGCCCAGGUAUCACUUCCGAUUCAAAAGUGAGGCUUUUGUAUACACUGCUUUAAUGUGUUUCUUUGCUUUUGCAUUAAUCUAAAUGGUAUUAUCCCCUUUCUUUAUCAAUAGCUCUAUAGAGAGAGAUAUACUAUGAUGAAGUCUAUUAGGGAAAUGCACUGAGUACUUGUUUCUUCUAAAAUAUAAUAUGGGAAGGGGGUAUGCAAAAGAAUGUAUUUUUGCUAGUAGCCUAUCUUCUGAGAGAAACUAAGCACAAGAUAUUAAAAUGGAUCCAACUGAUUCAGUAAGACAUUUAGAGUUAGUAUUUAACUGUUGAUGUAGAUUCUGUGUGGAAGCAACUAAGUAUUUCUUCUAUAACUCACAUCUGUUAUAAGCAGACAUUGUUGCAGAGUUUGUCACUGGCUAAUGGAGUAUAAUGAAGUGCAAAAUGUAUACACUAGUAUUAAUUCAUUAACACUUGUAAAUUUGUAAAGCCAAAUGUAUCAAGCUGAAGUCUUUAAUCAUUUUUAUAGCUGAUGGCAUUAAACAUGUUAAACAUUCAUAUUAUCAAUAAAGGAUUUUAUUUUUAA